ACAUCAACCAAAACGAUGGAAACAAUGAUAGUCGGUGAUAUAGAUCCUUUCGAUAUCUGUCGCGUUUGUAUGGAAGAGGUAAAUAGCUUUUGGCCACUGUUCGAGCACUGCGAGCUAUUGCCAUCGGGAAUGCAACCAGCCACGCUCAUCUCCAAGACAUCCGGAGUAAGCGUCCAGAAGGACGAAGGACUGCCCGAAAUGGUUUGUAACAGCUGCCUAGUGGCCUUGGUAAACGCGCACAUUAUUCGGCAAAAGUGCAUCGCAUCGGAUCGGAAGCUACGAAAAAUACUGUUCUAUCGGCCGGUUCCACCUCCAGUCGAAGCGAAUGUCACGAAAGGAUCGUUUGUUGCCGCACCGGACACGGAUGCUCUGAUCGAGCAUCAGGAACUUCAUUCCGACGCAAACAAGGAGCUGGUAGAGAAGAAGAAGAUGCUAGCUACAGCAGGUUCAAUCAUGGAAGAAAACGUUCCCUCGUUACCCGACCAGAAUAAAGCGGAUGCUAAUGCUAGCGAGCUGCAUGUGACAACAGUGAAGAAGGAAAUUUUGAACGACUUUUCGUACGUGGACGUUCAGUACACGGAAGAGUACCUGGUAGAGGAUCACCACGAACAAAUUGAAGUGGAGGGCCACGAAGCGGCUGAACCUGACAGGCUUGCUUUAGACGGAACAAUACAGAUGGAGGUCGAGAUAGUCAAAAGAGAAACGCGAUCGGCCCAACACCCGGCUGGCGCUGAGCUGGGCAAGCAAAAACAUAUCUGCGAUGUUUGCGGUAAAGAGUUUUCGACCAAGGGCAACCUGAAAUCGCACACGCUGCUGCACACCAACGAGAGGCCCUUUGUCUGCGAGCAAUGUGGGAUGAAUUUUGCGAAAAAAAGUAACUACAAGGUACACGUGGCCCGGCAUGCAACCGAGCGAAAUUAUCCCUGCCCCGAGUGCAAUAUGUCGUUUGUGCACCCUAUAAACCUAAACCAUCAUAUGCGUAAACACACGGGCGAACGGCCAUUCCACUGCCACUAUUGCACGAAAACUUUCGUUCACUUUUCCGACAAAAAGCGCCAUGAGUUCAAGCACACCGGCGACUACCCGUUCGAGUGCGAGAUUUGCAGUCACAAGUUUGCGCGAAAGCAAAACUUUAUGCAGCACAUUCCCAAGUGUACAAGACGCGCCAACGACGAUGUUACGUUGACCAAAACAUUGAGACGCCGGAAAAAGCAUUAGUAGCGUAAAAUUCGUUUACUCUAGUAAGACUGGUUCACUUUCGUGAAUCUCUUGACAUACUAUCUUUUGCAUUAAACUCAUAAUUUAGGACGG
Molecule: messenger RNA, 1311 nt
Organism: Anopheles bellator
Lineage: Eukaryota; Metazoa; Arthropoda; Insecta; Diptera; Culicidae
Product: zinc finger protein 484-like
Exons: 1
Coding region: 16-1218 (400 amino acids)
Biological process (GO): regulation of DNA-templated transcription
Cellular component (GO): nucleus
Molecular function (GO): DNA-binding transcription factor activity, RNA polymerase II-specific; RNA polymerase II cis-regulatory region sequence-specific DNA binding; zinc ion binding
Source: RefSeq, a predicted model, not a curated record